AUGCCUAGCGGAAACGGAUACAGCUACAAGGGCCACGGCACCAACAGCCAGGGCAACCACUACAGCGCCCGUGACUACGGCAACGGAUCCAACUCGUACCACUACUCCAACACUAACGGAUCCUACUACUACUCCAACCCCAACGGUAGCACUUACUACAACAGCGGCAGUGGCUCGUCCACGUACACCUCGCCCAGUGGUAACUCCUACUCGAGCUCGGGCUCUGGUAGCUCCGGCUCCGGCUCCGGCUCUUCUGGAAACUCCAAGUGA
Messenger RNA from Neurospora tetraspora, 270 nucleotides. RefSeq lists its product as uncharacterized. Lineage: Eukaryota; Fungi; Ascomycota; Sordariomycetes; Sordariales; Sordariaceae. The transcript has 3 exons. The coding region runs from base 1 to 270 and encodes 89 amino acids. The record is from RefSeq and is a predicted model, not a curated record.